AUGCGCAGCCCAAUCUGCCUUCUUCCGGCCGCGCCGGCCGCGGGGUCCGCGAAAAACGAUGGGGCGAUUUGUUGUCUCGCCAACCUGCGCAUCGUGCGUGGCCCACGCGUCGUCGCUGUCCGCCGUGAAGCGGGCCGCCCACCCACAGACUCGCGCCGAUUCCGGCAGCGUCUCGCCCGGGAGCGGCGGAAGCGGCAGCCUCCUCCACUCGAGCACCGCGGUGCCGCGGCACGCGCGAAAACCGUUUGCCAAACGCCGAACCACCAAAGUUGCGCCCCCAAAUGCUGCAGGCCGUGCGGCGUCCCAGACGGGGCGGAUCCGGAGGAAACAACGCGACCGCGGCCGUCUCGAGUGAACUGCUCUGCCUUGCGGGGGCCGGUGAGGGCGCCGAUCCCCGCCUGGAGAAGUGCGGAGGCGGCGCCGCCAUGGGGCGUCGGCGCCAAACCAAAAUGUCGAAAAUGA
This is a messenger RNA of Trypanosoma conorhini, 462 nucleotides long. RefSeq lists its product as uncharacterized. The record is from RefSeq and is a predicted model, not a curated record. The transcript has a single exon. The coding region runs from base 1 to 462 and encodes 153 amino acids. NCBI's taxonomy places the organism in Eukaryota, Euglenozoa, Kinetoplastea, Trypanosomatida, Trypanosomatidae.